GCCUUUGCAGUUGGCUUUAUUGCUCCACGCAUAGCCUAUAAUUGGAUGCGCGACAGCUGCAAUUGUUUACAUUACUGCUGAGUUAAAAUUUAAUUACUUUUUCAAUUCAGAUUUAAAAAUGCAAAAAAAUGCGCUUGCGCGGCCGCAUUGCUUAUAAAUUUUUAACUUUAAUCGUUGCUGUUGUGAUUGGGUUACUAAUUUGUAUAGAUUACUUUACACCUGGUGCAAAAAAAGAUGAAUUCCUGACGCAGUUGCCACCACUGGAGAAAGACGUGUCAGAGGAGCAGGUGACUUACCCAAAUGAAGUGCCUGGCUUGAAUUUGAGUCGGCUAGUAAACUUAAAGGACUUUAAGUAUGAAAUGGCGAAUAAUGUGUGUCGCAAGUACGAUAAAGAACUGCUGGCUAUUAUAAUCAUCACAUCUUAUGCCGGUCACGAUGAGUUGCGCGCGGCCCAUCGGCAGGCCAUACCGCAGAGCAAACUGUCUGAAAUGGGCAUGCAGCGGGUCUUCUUGCUGGCUGCACUGCCACACACUGAAAAAUUUAUCACACAAAAACAGCUACUAGACGAACAGCAACGCUUUGGGGAUCUGUUGCAGGGCAACUUUCAAGAAGCUUAUCGCAACCUGAGUUACAAGCAUGUAAUGGGUCUACGUUGGGCUGCCACUGAUUGCAGCAGUGCCAAAUUUAUAAUCAAAAUUGAUGAUGAUAUUAUAUAUGAUGUCUUCCACUUUCGCCGCUACUUGGAAUCACUAGAAGUACAACAGCCGAAUUUAAUUGCUUCGUCUACAUAUUUAGCAGGCUAUGUACUCAACGCUAGAGCGCCCGUGCGCAACACCGCCAACAAAUGGUACGUUUCCAAGCAAGAAUGGCCUAAAGAUAUAUAUCCUGCUUAUCUCUCUGGCUGGCUAUAUAUUACCAAUCCGGCAACUGCUUUGCGACUGGUGAAAGAAGCACAGCAAACUCCAUUUUUCUGGAUUGAUGACACUUGGGUGACGGGAAUUUUGCGAGAAAAAUUAAAUCUACCUAUGCAACACUUAAAUGCGUGGUACUCAGCUAAUGCGGAGUUCAUUGACUGUUGCGUACGCGAUUUGAAACAGCAAAGCAGCUACGAAUGUGAAUAUUUUGUGGGGCCUAAUGGUGGUGAUUCCAUAAUGCUGAUCGAGUUUUUACAUAAUGUAGAAAAAUGCUAUUUUGAUGAGUGCAGUAAACGUCCUCCAGAAAAGUUACUGAAGAAGACUUGUAUCGGAAGUGCAAAGCAUAUAUUACCAGAUCAUGGUAAUGGGCAAGUGAAGCAAGUAGCUCUAAGAUGAUGAAACAGGCAUAGAGCCAUAAUAUGUAAGAGAAAAUGUGGUUACAUGUAUUUAAUUCCCAGUAUCUCAAAGGUUAAUGUCCAUUUUUUAUUUCAAAUACUCACUUUUAGCUUAAGACAUAGUUUAGAGCUUUUUAUACGCAUAAAGAAUAUCCAAUAUUUAUAUUUUUUAAUUUAUUUCAAUUUAAAUCUCAAGUUGUUUGUAUUUUAAUAAUCUUAAGAAUCAAGAAUCGUAAUUUCAUAGAACA
Molecule: messenger RNA, 1557 nt
Organism: Anastrepha ludens (Mexican fruit fly)
Lineage: Eukaryota; Metazoa; Arthropoda; Insecta; Diptera; Tephritidae
Product: beta-1,3-galactosyltransferase 5
Exons: 2
Coding region: 129-1310 (393 amino acids)
Cellular component (GO): membrane
Molecular function (GO): hexosyltransferase activity
Source: RefSeq, a predicted model, not a curated record